This is a messenger RNA of Haliotis rubra (blacklip abalone), 3573 nucleotides long. RefSeq names its product WD repeat-containing protein 93-like. Bases 159 to 2498 code for a protein of 779 amino acids. The record is from RefSeq and is a predicted model, not a curated record. The transcript is spliced from 21 exons. Gene Ontology annotation, biological process: electron transport chain. Lineage: Eukaryota; Metazoa; Mollusca; Gastropoda; Lepetellida; Haliotidae.
UCAAAAUGGCCGACUUGGUUACCAGAAUUUGAUCUGCAGAAUGUUUGCAGUUAAAUUAUAGCAGAAUUUCAUGACAUACAUUAAUACGUCGAAGCAUAUCGACACAAUUAGGGAUUUUGAUUGCUAUUGUCUCCUGGCAGUUAUCAUAACAACUCAAUAUGCCCGUUUAUCUUCGCAAGAACGUCGUGUACACUCCACCAUCUAUAGAAAACGUAUCGGAUGAAGAUGAAGAUGACUACAUUCAAGACCCAGAACAAAUACGGGAUAUUUUACCACAGCCUUAUCGAAUGAUAAACAAACUUAUAAAUGGCAUUCUUGACGUUGUUUGGGAGGACGUGUCACAGAAAGAAAGUGCUCGAAUAGCAGAACAGAGCAAGAUCAGACCGCCGAAAUACGAUUGUGGAGUUGAAAUUCAGAAUCAGACACAUUGUAAAGCAACAUCCUUAGCAGACAGUGGCGAUGGAAGAUAUAUUUUCAUUGGUCUACCAAAUGGACUAUCAGUAAUGGAUGCCUCUACACAGAAACCAAUCACAAUAUGGGAAGAGGACAAUAUGGAGAUUGUCAAUAUCAGAUCACAUGUUAUGGGUGUACAAACCUAUCUCAUAGUCACACUUGAUGACAUGGGAACUGGAAGAUUAUUUGCUUUUGCAUUUGAUUGUCUCUUCAUGCUGAAAGUACUCAAUGAACAGGAGAGUGGAGCGAAACAUUUGGUCAGCAAAUGUGAAUCUUCCAAUGAAGGGGACUAUGCAGGAGUAGUGUUAGAAAACACAAGUACAAAAGAGACAUGGCUGGAGAUUCACAAGCUACCACGAGAUGCAUGGCUACGGGAACUUGAGGCUAUCCAGGCACAGAUUGCCCCCAAACAGAAUCCACAGGAGGAAACAUCUGGUGAGGCCCAGAAUACUGAAGGUCAUGGCACUGAAGGGGAGUCAACUCAGCUAAUUAAGCAGAUACAUGAGAAAUCUCGCUCUAGCAGUGCGUCGUCGGGAAAAUCAUCUUCAUCAGAUAGACAGAGAAAGAAAAAUCGCUCAGACUCCAAGAAAGGGCGUGGCAAAGAUCGAAGUGGCUCUCCCAAGCCUUCCACUCCACCCCCCAUGACUGGUAACCCGGGGGACAAGAUGUCGUACAAGUUCACUGCACCCACCCUGGUGCUGAAAGUUAAACCUCCUACACCACUCACAGCUAACACCUCAUCUUCCACAUACUCUGCAUGUCAAAAGAUUGACUCAGGGGAGGUAAUUGGCACUGGCCAGAGUCACCUCCUCUCUGCCAACCACUUGGAGGGUCGGGACACCAUGUUCAACCAUCUGCAUGAAAACCUCCUGAAGUAUCUCCCUAAAGAUAAAACUGAGGAAGAGAUAGUAGUAGCCCCAACUUUCCACUUCCUAAAUGCUGGAAGGAUGGUGCCUCAAGGCUUAGAGCAGCCCUCUCAAGCAGGGCUGCCAACCACUGUUGCUGUGUGGUGGACUGGAGGGUCACAUGUCACGCACUACUCCCUGCUCAAGACAGCCAAAGAUUUUGAGCACAAGCCUGAUGUAGUGUGGCCAUUCAGCUGCAGGAUCCGCUGCUCCAGCGUGUCCUCCUGCACUGUCCUUCUGGCGGUUGGCCUUGAGAACGGCACGGUUGUCUUGUGGAACAGAUACCUGGGUAUAGACAAAGGGGUGAUCCGUAUUUGUCAGGAUGUGCCCAUUGAGAGGUUGAAGUUCCUGGAUCCAAGUAUUACACAACCAGCCAGCCAGGGUUAUCCCCCUUACAGGAAGAAGAGACAUCUGUCUGCUGAUCCAGAGCCGGAAUGGGGCAGAGUUCAUCUACAACACAGAGGAUGGCCCACAGACAACACCUAUCUGUCUGACACGAGUAUAUUCUCAUUUACCUGCUACUUUCCCUUCCACUCCAGGCCUGACAAGCAGGAGGAGAAGGAGACCAUUCUUGACACAAUGCCUGAUGUUCCAGAACUGCUGCUGGUGGCACAACAGAACGGCUCCCUGCUGCUGAAGGAUGUCACCACUGGCUCCAACCUGUGUCAGAUGACCUUGCCCUCCACUCACCAGCUGACCAACCCAUGGGAACCUGUUCUGGCCUUUGGGUCAGGAGGGCAACUGUUGUAUGUCAAAGGUACAAAGAUACCUGCAGAAGAUGAAUCUGAAGUGGAAGAAGAGACUGAGAUUGAAGAAUCUCCUCCUGAGGCCAGCAAGUCGUCUCUGUUCAUGUUCCAGCUGCGUUCCUUCCCCUCCCUUGACCCAUACUGGAAACGUGAACGUGAAGUCGUCUCGUACCUGGUCCACACCACCCUAGAGCAGAGGCUGGAAGUACUUAUGAAGGAGAGGUUGGCACAGCAGGCCCUGCGUAAGACGAGGAUGCAGAUGCGUUGGGGGAUGUUGCGGCAAGAGUUGGACCUCAUACAGCAGUCUCGGGAUGUGGCCAAGAGGAGGGCGCUGUCCAGAGUGCCACUGAGUGCAUCUACCUACAAAUCCUCAGCUUCCAUCCUUCUUCUAUGAUACAGCAGACCUCUUGUGGUGGAGACACAGGAAUCACUCCCAUCUUGUCAUAGAGAACAUAGUGUACUUGGUACAGAUAACAUCACAUGGAGGAGAAUGAUCUGUUGAUCAUGCAGGGGCCUCCUUCCUUAAAGACAUCUUAGCACUAAGAUGACCAUAGCUCCCACACUUUAUCAUAGACUUAAGAUGGACAUAGUGCCAAUAUUGCUUUGUGAAACAGACAUCUAGUAUGCAAAAGUCUGAAAGAAGUUAAAUAUCCCGAGCCUUCUUCCACAAAGUGAUUGUAAGUGUUCAGGUGAUCAUAACUCUCAUAUUUUCACAGGACAUCCGGAUGUCUUAGCGCUAUGAUAUAGUUUUGGAAAAGGGCCAGAAUUCCCAUUAACAAAAGUCUGAAAGAAGUUGAAUAUCCCGAGCCCUCUUCCAUAGAGUGAUUGUAAGUGUUAAGGUGAUUAUAACUCUCAUAUUUUGACAGGACAUCCGGAUGUCUUAGCGCUAUGAUAUAGUUUUGGAAAAGGGCCAGAUUUCCCAUUAACAAAAGUCUGAAAGAAGUUCCGUCCAAAGCCCUCUUCCAUCAUAUCUCUAAUGUAAGUGACCGUAACUCUGAUACUUUAACAUUGAUUAUAGACUGUCUUAGCACUACGGUAGCCUUCUGAAAAGGCCCCUAGUACUCAAAAGUCUGGAAGAAGUUCGGCAGUUAGAUUAUACUGGACUCAAAAAGAUACCCUCUCUUUGACAUAAAUGUAUAUUGCUACACUGUUACUGAAAAAAGAACAUCUCAGAGUGGAGUUGAUCACUUCCUGAGUAUCAUUAGACCCUUGUAUAAAUUAUUACUUAAUAUGUACAUACAUGAGCUUUUUGAAAUUUCAUUGUUACAUAUCCGUCCCAGUUUUAUGCUGACACUGUGAUAUUGAUGUAAAAUUAUACUUGAUGACUUUGUUGUUUAAUACUUUAUGUUUCAUAUAUAUAUGUGAAGUAUUGAUAGCUGCUAUUACUGGCUGUACAUUAACAUUACUUGCCUAGAAUGAUGUGUUUUGUACAUUUCUUUCAGUUAUGGUGAUAAAAACAUUAGACUAUU